AUGCACCCGCACCCACUCCCAUCAACACCUACAAACCCCUCGCGCACACGCACGCAAAAGACGCUGACCAUCGCGCUCUCCCAAGCACAGCUCGCCGUAUCACUCGACGAGUCCCUCGCACACACACUUUCGCCGUCCACGGCGGACGCUGAUGCAAAUUAUAAGAGGAUUGAAGAGGUAAUUGGAGUGUACGGACGGAGUGUGGGGUUGCUUGGAUGUGUGAUUGAGGGGAUUAGGAGGGAGGAGACGUUGGGGGUGUUGAUUGGGAGGAAGAAAGGGAAGGGGAGGAAGGGAAAAAGGGAGGAAGAGGGAAAAGAGAAUAAGGGGCAAGGGGAAGGGCAGGGAGAGGGGGAACAGAGUGCGCUGAGGCAGAGAGAGAAGAAUGAAGAUGAUGAUAUUGGAAAAUAUAGAGAGGAAGAUGAACUGGAAGAGAGAAAGAGAGAGAGGGAGGAGGGAGAAUGA
Molecule: messenger RNA, 462 nt
Organism: Psilocybe cubensis
Lineage: Eukaryota; Fungi; Basidiomycota; Agaricomycetes; Agaricales; Agrocybaceae
Exons: 2
Coding region: 1-462 (153 amino acids)
Source: RefSeq, a predicted model, not a curated record